This is a messenger RNA of Leptonychotes weddellii (Weddell seal), 3961 nucleotides long. The record is from RefSeq and is a predicted model, not a curated record. Lineage: Eukaryota; Metazoa; Chordata; Mammalia; Carnivora; Phocidae.
GACGCGGCGGCGCUGGCGGCCGGGAGGCUGCUGCCGGCGCUGGGCCAGUGCGGUGGGGCGGUGCUGCGGGUCGUAUGGAGCGGGCUGGUCGCGGCCGGGGCGCCCUCGGAACCGGACUGCGUCAGGCCACAGCUGCUGGUGCUGAGCGCCCUGGCCGAGAGGCUGCUGCCCGAGCCCCGCGCCGACCGUGGUCCCGGAGCGGGCGAAGAGGACCCCGACGCGCGGCGCUGCUGGCGCUUCUGGAGGACGGUGCAGGCGGGGCUGGCGCAGGCCCAGGACGCCCUGACGCGCAAGCGAGCGCGCUACCUGCUGCAGAGGGCGGUGGAGGUGUCGGCGGAGCUGGGGGCCCACUGCACCUGCGGCCCCCAGGCAGGAAACGGCCCAAGUCUGUUUUGGUGGUCUGAGAAGAAGAAAGAUGAGCUUCUAAAGUUUUGGGAAAACUAUAUUUUAAUUAUGGAAACUCUAGAAGGAAAUCAGAUCCACGUUAUAAAGCCAGUUUUACCAAAGCUAAACAGUCUAUUUGAAUAUGCAGUGUCAGAAGAAAACGGGUGUUGGCUCUUUCACCCGUCCUGGCAUAUGUGUAUUUAUAAAAGAAUGUUUGAAAGUGAAAAUAAAAUCCUGACCAAAGAAGGUGUCAUCCAUUUUUUGGAGCUGUAUGAAACAAAGAUUCUUCCAUUUUCACCAGAAUUUUCUGAGUUUAUUAUUGGACCAUUAAUGGACGCACUUUCAGAGAGCUCUCUGUACAUCAGGUCCCCAGGCCAGCUGAUAGGAAGUGGUUCUCCAUUGGGAUUGAAAUUACAGAAGUUUUUAGUCACUUAUGUUUCUCUUCUUCCAGAAGAAAUGAAGAGUAGUUUCCUAUUAAAGUUUAUUCAGAAGAUGACAAGUAGACAUUGGUGUGCCAUUCCCAUUUUGUUUCUGUCUAAGGCUUUGGCAAAUGUCCCAAGAUGUAAAGCCCUGGGUAUAGAAGGGCUUCUUGCUCUCAGGGAUGUUCUUCAGUGCACUAUGAUCACCCAUCAGAUUCUACUGAGAGGGGCAGCUCAGUGCUAUCUUCUUCAAACAGCUAUGAAUUUGGUAGAUGUGGUAAGUUUAUCUUUUUUACUCAAGAUACUUCAGUUUACAAGUCUUUCUCUGUGAAUAAGUGUGCAAAAACGUCUCUGUGAUUGGUUGCGUGUUAAUGAAAGCUGUUUUAGGCGAGCCUCAGCUUCUAUCUCCAUUGGACUUCCUGAGACAUCCUUUUUAAAUGCUUACGUGAAGAACCUAGUUCAAGAGUAUAUUAAGUCACCUGCUUGGGAAACGGGAGAAGACUGCCUUAUGCCUGACUGGUUUGAAGCCAAGCUUGUGGCAAUGAUGGUCUUGCUGGCCGUAGAUGUGGAAGGAAUGAAGACUCAGUACAGUGAAAAGCGGAGAACACAGAAUGUAUUAAGGAUAUUCUUAGAUCCUCUUCUGGAAUCCCUUAUGAAGUUUGGUACAAAUGCCUACAUGCCCUUGCUGGAAACUGACAGAUGCCUCCAGGUCCUGUUGAAGUUAUUGCACACUUGCAUGUUGAAAGGUUCCAGUGCCCAAGAUGAUGAGGUGUUUACAUUCCUUCAGAGCUUUGUCAUGUCUGCCACCGAGAGCAUUUCCGAAUUUAUCCUCCGACGGCUUACUAUGAAUGAACUAAGUAGUGUUUCGGAUCUGGAUCGUUGCCAUUUAUACCUGAUGGUAUUAACUGAGCUUAUAAAUACCCAUUUGAAGGUUGGGUGGAAAAGAGGCAACCCCAUUUGGAGAGUUAUUUCUCCUCUGAAAAAUGCAUCCAUUCGGCAUCUUCAAGAGAUCGACAGUGGACAGGAGCCGACACUUGCCAGGCAGAUUCAGAGGGUCAUUAGUAUGGCUGCCUUGGCCAUGGUGUGUGAGGCUGUUGACCAGAAGCCGGAACUACAGCUCGACUCUCUGGAUGCCGGACCCAUGGAAAGGUUCCUCUCCUCUCUCCCGCUCAACCACACGCUGCAGAAGCCCCACACGGAGGAGCAGAGCAGUUUUUUUGAAGAAUCAUCAGCUUCCCAAGGAUGGGGGAAAAUAGUCGCACAAUAUAUUCACGAUCAGUGGGUCUGCCUCUCUUUCUUGUUGAGAAAAUAUCACACCCUUAUCCCAGCGUCGGAGGGUGACGUUCUGGAGCCCAUCCUGCCUGCUAUUCAGAUGCCCGUGAGGACUCUGCAGUCCGCGCUAGGAGCCCUCACAGUCCUGCCUUCGGACCAGGUUCAGCCUGUGUUCCACUGCAUGAAAGUUCUGGUUCCCAAGCUUUUGACCUCCUCUGAAUCACUCUGUGUAGAGUCUUUUGACAUGGCUUGGAAAAUUGUAUCUGCGUUAAGCAAUACUCAGCUGAUAUUCUGGUCUAAUUUAAAAGCUUUUGUUCAGUUUGUUUUUGAUACCAAAGUUCUUACCAUUGCUGCGAAAAUCAAGGGCCGGGCAUAUUUCAAAAUAAAAGAGAUUAUGUACAAGAUAAUUGAAAUGUCUGCUGUAAAAACUGGAGUCUUCAAUAUACUCAUAAGUUAUUGCUGCAAAUCUUGGAUAGUUUCUGCUUCAAAUGUGUCCCAAGUAUCUUUAUCAAGUGCUAAAAAUUAUAGCGAACUUGUCCUUGAGGCUUGUAUAUUUGGAACUGUGUUUAGGCGUGAUCAAAGACUUAUUCAGGAUGUGCAGACCUACAUAGAAAAUCUCGGACAUGAUUGUGCAGCAAACACAGUUAUUGAAAAUACUAAAAGAGAAGACCACUAUGUGAGAAUUUGUGCUGUCAAAUUCCUGUGUUUAUUACAUGGCUCAAAUGUGUCUCAUAAGUUGUUUAUGGAAGAUCUUGCAAUCAAGCUAUUAGAUAAAGAUGAGUUGAUGUCCAGGUCCAGAACUCGGUACUAUGUGAACUCCCAGCAGCACCGGCUGAAGAACCGGAUAUGGCAGACGCUGCUGGUGCUUUUCCCCAGCUUUGAUCAGAAUUUCUUGAAUAGAAUUAUUGACAAGAUUUUCCAGGCUGGUUUCAUCAAUAAUCAAGCAUCCAUAAAAUAUCUUAUAGAAUGGAUUAUUAUAUUGAUUCUUCAUAAAUUUCCUCAAUUUCUUCUGAAGUUCUGGGAUUGUUUUUCUUAUGGUGAAGAAAACUUUAAGACAAGCAUUUGUACAUUUUUAUCCGUUUUGUCACAUUUGGACAUCAUCACUCAAAAUAUUCCAGAAAAGAAACCAAUUCUGAAGCAAGCCCUUAUUAUCGUGCUGCAGUGGUGCUUCAGUCACAACUUCAGUAUCCGACUGUAUGCCUUAGUCGCUCUUAAGAAGAUCUGGAGCAUGUGUAAGACCCUGCACAUUGAAGAAUUUGAUGCUUUGACUUCUGUUAUUGAAUCCAGUCUCAACCAGGUGGAAAGCAUGCCUGGAACAGGGUAAUAUGGGAUUAUUUCCUUUUCCUUCCCAGGUUCUCACUCGGGCGAAGCAGCUAGCCAGUCAGAGUGGAUGGAUGUUCAGAAGAAGAUUAUCCCCUGGAAAAAUAACACUCCAGAUUUAGAUCUGGAGCUAGUAUUUCAGGAUCGUGUCGCCAAACUUGGAAAGUCGAUUAGCAAACUAAUUGUAGUGGCCUCGCUCAUUGAUAAACCAACUAACUUAGGAGGGCUGUGCCGGACCUGCGAGGCGUUCGGGGCCUCGGCGCUCGUGGUGGGCAGCCUGCAGUGCAUCAGAGACAAGCAGUUCCAGGGCCUCAGCGUCUCAGCAGAGCAGUGGUUGCCGUUAUUGGAGGUGGGUGGAAAUAUUAGUAAAACGCUGGUUUGCCAAAAUCUUCUGCAGUCCUCUGUCUUCUAUCAGUCCUCUUGCAGUACUUCAUAGUUGUCCAGCCUUUAAUAGCUUAAAAUAAUACUCAAAGGAAAAAAUACCCCCCUCUGUUCCCCCGUUGCUUUUAUGAUCUCUCACAUUAUUGUAUUUUUAGAAUUCUAUUCUGUAAAAUACGUCCUGUUGC